GAUAAGUGGUCCAUGGCUUACCUUCUCCAAUCUCUUUUCCAAAUUCAGCCAAUUUCUUGGAGGGCUUCGUCGACAAAAAACCCUUAAAACAGAAAGUUUGGGAGCUCAAUAAAUGUCAAACACACAACCAACUCUCAGUUUCUCUAUGUAAUUUUUUUUACUUCCUCUCUCUAUCAAUAAUUUAUAAGCUUCUCUCCUUUCCCAUCUAUCAGUUCACAGGACACUUGGUUUUCUGUACAUAAAAAGAAGACAGAAUUGAAGCUUUGUUUCAAUGGAGUUCCUGUCUUUUCUUGUCUGAUAUUUUGUCUUUUACCUCUUAUCCAAUCUUUGUCUAUUUCUUCCAUCAACCACACAAAAGAACCUCAUCUGUAAACAAGUGUUUAUCCAAAGAUGAAAUUUCUUUUGAAGCUUGUGGACAUGGAAAAGAAACUGAUAAUGCUAAUGUUGCUUCUCCAACUUUUGUCCUUAAACUCUCUGUCUCUGGGACAGUCAUCAUCCAAACCAACUGCAAAUAUCACGGUAAUGGGUCUUGUUUAUUGCGACAUCUGUUCUAACAACAGUUUCUCCAAACACAGCUACUUCAUGCCCGAUGUGGAAGUGAGAAUAAUCUGCAGAUUUAAGGCAGCUUCCUCGAGAACUAGAGAGAUGAUAACAUUCUCUGCAAAUCGAACCACAAACGAGCGUGGACUCUACAAGCUAAGUAUAACUUCUGUUGAAGGUGUUUCUUGCGCCACAGAAGCAGACAAAGAUUCUCUAAUGGCUUCUUGUCAAGCAAGCUUGAUCGGUAGCUCCUCGGAUUCCUGCAACGUUCCAGGCUACAAAACUACAACCGAUCAGGUUAAGUCCAAGAGGUCUAACCUCUGUGUCUACCGAUUUACCGCCUUGAAUUUUAGACCGUUUAAGAAGAAUAUUGACUUGUGUGGCAAGCAAUAGAAAAUAAAUUGCAAUUUUCUGUCACUUGUUAAUUCAAAUCAGUUUUCUUCUUGUCUCAUCUGUUCUGUAUAUUUGGACUCUGUUCAAACAGCUUAUAUAUAUAUAAAUAUAAAAUAUUGUCUAUAAACUCAAAAUUCCAUAACCAAAUCA
This is a messenger RNA of Eruca vesicaria subsp. sativa (arugula), 1083 nucleotides long. NCBI's taxonomy places the organism in Eukaryota, Viridiplantae, Streptophyta, Magnoliopsida, Brassicales, Brassicaceae. The record is from the annotation of a GenBank genome assembly.